CGAAAAUAGAUUGCAUAAAAAUCGAGUCGAUAUGAUAGAAGGAUAGUCAUGUGAGAUCGAUCACUUGAAAUGCACAUUACGAUGUCGAAAAAAUUCCUGCUGAAGGAAUAAGGGCUGUGGAUUACAUAUAUAUAUUCACAUUAUCUUCUUUCUAAGACUCGAUUUGCAUUUAUUUUUUGUGCGUCAUGUCUCUGAUCACGCUAUUAUCAUAUUUAUAAGACAAUAUUUGAUAUGGUUAUUUUUUUUCUGCAAUCAUAUUUCGCAUGAUGGGGAUUUUGAUGAUGUGCAUGACUAAUCGCCUGAUUAGCAAGAGGGACUAACAUGAAAUUUAGUGCGAAAUUGCUAGUAAAGAUCCAGGAAUCGCUUUUUCUUGGAUAUUUACCUGCACUAUAAAAACAGCUUUAUUCUGUUCCAAGAGAAAGGAUCCAGUAUGUCGAGAUCAGAAUCAGUCAAGAUGCCGAGAGAAAAAAGCAAAACUCCAGAAUCUUACAAAUCGUCUCUUGUUAAUCGUAGGAACCUUGCUUAUAAUAUCUUGAAAAAUCUUGAGGACGGUAUCAUUGGAGAUAAAGGAAUUUCCAGAGAUAGACCAAUGUUCAAAAUGUAAUAAUGAAAUUUAACGCUUCCUCCUAAAGCGAUCACUAUGCUCAACUGUAGCCAUACCUUUCACCGGAUAUGUAUUUAAAAAAGCUUCUACUUAUCAUGCCGAAUACAUGUCUAUUUCCCGAUUGUGAGAAGAAUAUUGAUAUCAUAGAACCAUUUCUACGAUUCAAGAUUUUCCAUUAUCUCAUUCGAGUGGAACUUCAGCUUUAUCCAACAUAAUGAGCGAAAGGUUCAUCCUAACUUCACCGAUCAUAAGAGAUGAGAUGGAGAGGAGAUAUGCUGAAGCAAACAGGAAUGAGGGUAUAGCAAUUCAACGGGUCAAAAUUUAUUUAACUGAUUAAUUUUAUGCUAAUGUAAAUACGCCAAAGAUAGCAAAGAAAUAAAGAUAUGUAUAUAAUAUAUAUUUUUUUUAAAUUGUAUGUUUUUUUUUUGUAUUUUUUUGAAAUAAUACUGAA
Messenger RNA from Rhizophagus irregularis DAOM 181602=DAOM 197198, 1055 nucleotides. The record is from RefSeq and is a predicted model, not a curated record. Lineage: Eukaryota; Fungi; Glomeromycota; Glomeromycetes; Glomerales; Glomeraceae.